Molecule: messenger RNA, 633 nt
Organism: Letharia columbiana
Lineage: Eukaryota; Fungi; Ascomycota; Lecanoromycetes; Lecanorales; Parmeliaceae
Exons: 1
Coding region: 1-633 (210 amino acids)
Source: RefSeq, a predicted model, not a curated record
AUGAAGACACCGAUGAAGUCGAUCGCGACUCUCCUAGGACACGGCGUCAUCGAGCUGCAGCGUUCGUCAACGCCCAGUGGUCACGUCCCGCGGUUUCUAGAGCUCGUCACCCUCUCGAUGAUUCGUUCAACGAUAACUGGAGAAGUCUAUGACCUACCUCAACCGCUUCCUUUCGAGGAACAGCGCUACAUCUAUGACUCUGGCUCUCGGCUGAGGCCUACAGCGUUCUACGACCGUGAGAACUUCGGCCGCGAACCUGGCCACGCAGCCUCCUGGUGGGGUUCUGAAGAGAGUAUACCGGCACUGGAAUUUGAAGAACAUAGAGCUCGCGUCCCCGAUGCUCUGCCGUCACUCAACAACCGCAUCGAAAGCGGGACGGAUCGCUCCUCGCCUUCGUCGAUUUCUACUCGACACGGCUCCCGUAGUCCAGAGGAGGCUUCGCAAUCUGGGGGCUCUACUACAUCCACUCAACCUGACCGCAGAACCCAAAGCUCAAUGCGUUCGUCGGCACGGCGCCCACGUCGAAACCAGUCUUCAAGCCGUGAUGCACAGCUCGCAGCCGCCUGGCAACAGCUCUAUCACGAACGUACGGAGCUUGAGAAAGAGAGGAGAGCCUUGAGCAAGAAAGAAUAA